Molecule: messenger RNA, 1228 nt
Organism: Malus domestica (apple)
Lineage: Eukaryota; Viridiplantae; Streptophyta; Magnoliopsida; Rosales; Rosaceae
Product: protein RGF1 INDUCIBLE TRANSCRIPTION FACTOR 1-like
Source: RefSeq, a predicted model, not a curated record
GGGAUCCCUAAUUGCACGUGGAAUACAUGUUCUUCUGUCGUAGUUCGUACUUCUCCUUUCAUAUAUCGGAAAGGCUUCCCCGCCCAAACUUCGGCUUCCCUGACUCUCUCUGUGCUUCUACAAAAAGACGCAACGCUGCUCAGAGACGAAUCAAAAGUUUCGUAACUCCCAAUUAACACAAACCCUUCUCUCCCAAUCCAACGGUCCUAACCCCUCCCCCUAGCUCCAACCCGCCCAUCCACCCUCUUAUCACAACCGUCCGUUACAGAAAAACCUUGUCCUUUUCUGUGCCCACCCUAGCGUUUAUCUCCCCACCCACAUUUAACAAUGGCAAUGUUGGUACCUUCGUGGCUUGAAUCAUUGUUGUCGACGGCCUUCUUCUCCAUCUGCCGGUGGCACAAAGAUGGUCCGAGAGGCGAAUGCAACAUGUACUGCUUAGAUUGCAACAAUGGCGCAUUCUGCUCUUAUUGUAAAUCAUCAAGACACAAAGAUCACCAAGUAAUUCAGAUCAGACGGUCGUCGUAUCACGAUGUUGUGAGGGUGUCUGAGAUUCAGAAGGUGUUAGACAUCAGCGGAGUUCAGACUUAUGUGAUAAACAGUGCGAGAGUGUUGUUUCUUAACCAGAGGCCUCAGCCUAAAACAGCCGUUAAGGGGGGCUCACAUAUCUGUGAAAUAUGUGCGAGAUGUCUCUGGGAUCCUGUUCGUUUUUGUUCAUUGGGAUGCAAGCUUGAGGGACUAAAGAAGAAGGGGGAAGCCAGCUAUAUCUUGAGCGCAAAGAAAGAAGAAGAGGAGGGAAGAAAGGAAGGUAAACAAAGAAGGUUACCAUCAGAAGAAUUAUUAGAAGAUCAAUUGCGUGAAGGAAUGCAACAAGAAAUGUACCAAAGCACUCCAACUCCAACUCCACCACCUCAUUCAGAUGCAAGGAAAAGGAGAAGAAAGGGCAUACCGCAUAGAGCACCUUUAAGGCCUUAAAUUAUAAUCUUAUUAGUACUUGCUUAGCCAGCUCAUUGCUUAUGCAAGUACCCCCAUGUGUCCUAAACAUGGUGGGAAGCUGUCUUUAUGGGGUUUUAAACAAAUUAAAGGUGGGUUUGGGUACCUUUUUAAAUUGGGUUUGUGUUGGCUUUUGGGUGCAAUAAUGCUGCAUUAAUUUUUGAAAUAUGCAAGGUGUAAAUGGCAUCCAGAUUCGAACUAUUUUAUAUAUAUAAAGAAACAACAGCUCAGUUUUUUU